AUGGAAAACGAGACGGAGAGCGGACUCUGGGCCGAAGGGCUGCGCCGGGAAGGGGGAGCACCUGCUGCUGGUGGGCGCGGGAGGUUCGGGCCGCCAUCUUGGGCCGGGUCGGCGGCCCGGCUCCUGGCGCGGCUCCGGCAUUCCGGCCUUCAGUCCCGCUGGAACCUGCCAGGCCGCCGCGCCCGCCUCCUCGAGUGCCCUCGGGGGCGGCAGGUGGUGGCCGAGGGCCCGCGGCGGCGUGAGCGAGCUCGCUCUCCGCGGGCGGCGUUGCGGAAGAGCGCUUGUGAGGCGACGCCGCCGUCCGCCUUCCGCCUUUGCUACCCGGCGUCUCAGGAGUCCUCCGUGAUACGGCCGCUCGGCGGUUGCCGUGAAGACCCCGGACUUGGCCGUGUGUCUCUGAGCUGUGGGAGAAGACAUACACUCUGGUCCUCACUGCGAGCCUGGGUGGACUUGGCUGCAAACAGAAAGGGAGGAAAUAGCAUCACCUCUGGCAGUGCAGCACAGUUCAAUAUAGCAGCAGUCACCGAGCACUGCCUGGAAGAGGCAAAGGACUCACCGGGAGCUGUGAAGGACAUGGGUGCUCCUGCUGAGACCUUGGCCCUACCUGGGAACAGGCCAUGA
Molecule: messenger RNA, 621 nt
Organism: Prionailurus viverrinus (fishing cat)
Lineage: Eukaryota; Metazoa; Chordata; Mammalia; Carnivora; Felidae
Exons: 4
Coding region: 1-621 (206 amino acids)
Source: RefSeq, a predicted model, not a curated record